AUGGAGUCCAUGAUGGCCGCCCACCCGAUGUACAUGAUGCAAUAUCAGUACGACAACAGACAACAUGCGCACUACGCACACCUCCCGAGUCAGCAACCCAUGACCUUUUACCCACCAGUUCCCAUGGUCCCCUCGACGCCGACCUACUCGAAGCCAGCCUCCGCCUGCUCACAGCCCGCCAUGCAGCAAAUGAAGCAAAUGCCCAUGACCAGCUAUCCGUCCGCCAUGACCCCUAUGGCAUCGCCACAGCCCAUGGGCCGUAGGUCGAACAUUGUCCUGGAGACCGAGGCUUGCGACUGGGAGGGCAGGAGGCAUCAGGGACACGGGAUCUACUAUCCCUCGACCCCUCCUCUGUCGAGCUCAGGCAGCGUCAUCAGCAGCCCAGAGAGCUGUGACAUGUUGUCAACGCCAAUGAACCCCAUGUUCUCUGGUCUGGAUAGCAUCGAGAACAUCAAGCCCGAGGUCAACUCACCAGAGAGUUUUCCAGUGCUCGAGUGGUCAAGCUGCGCAUCGCCCCCGAUGACACCUGUUUACCUGAACAAUGUCACCCACAGCAAGCAAAAUCUGAGGCCUGCUCCCACAUCUUCAUGCUCGCCUGAACUUGCGCCCGCAGUUUCUGCCUGCCCUUCACUUUCGCCUUCACCCGUACCCCAGACCCGGUCAUUUACCAGCUCGGAGACCAGCUUCUGUGACCCUAGGAAUUUGACUGUGGGCAACGUGACUUUGGGGCUUGAGCCUGCGAGCCUGUCAACCGAGACCCUUGUUGCUCACCCAGACAACACCUUCGUUUUUGUUGCGCCGCAAGCUGCUCCCACCUGGGACGCCAUUUCUGAGCUCGAGUCCGAGGAGGAUUUUGUCAAGGGACUCGUCAACCUUGACGACUCAAAAUCGGACGCUCAGGGCACCAGGACUCGUGCUAGCUCGGACGCGGUGAGCCUGAACUUCGACGACGUUGAGGCUUUCCCGCUCCUUCCUAUUGCCCACCCAACCAGCGACGACGACUGCCACAAGAGCAAGCGUCAACGUACUUGCGGUGGCCCCACUAUGGAUUCUGCCACCAACGAGUCUGCGUCGCCCGCUGCCGCUCCCUCUUCGGAGCAGCAGCAACAGCCCAAGUCAAGCGAUGCGCCUAGCAACGAGGAGACUAAGAGCAAUUCUGGAGCAUCGACCAACUCUGACGGCACCGGCCUUCCGGCGCCAACCAGCCGCCGCGGUCGCAAGCAAUCUCUCACUGAGGACCCGUCCAAGGCUUUCAAGUGCGAGCUGUGUGACCGUCGCUUCAGACGUCAAGAGCACCUCAAGCGCCACUACCGCUCCCUUCACACCCAGGACAAGCCCUUUGAGUGCAAUGAGUGCGGCAAGAAGUUUUCGCGUUCGGACAACUUGACCCAGCAUGCUCGCACCCACGGCUCGGGCGCCAUUCCUCUCAACAUCAUGGGUGAGGAGGAUCUGGCUGCUGCGGCCGCCAACGGCUACAUGCACCCACCACAACAUAUGUAUUCGAUGGUUCCUAAUGUGCCCACCCUCCCCGACUACAACUCGUACGGCAAGGUGCUGUUCCAGAUCGCCGCCGAAGUCCCGGGCAGUGCUAGUGACUACUCGGAUGACGGCAGUGAGAGGAAGCGCAAGCGAGCCGACUAG
This is a messenger RNA of Pyricularia pennisetigena, 1641 nucleotides long. RefSeq lists its product as uncharacterized. Gene Ontology annotation, cellular component: chromatin. Gene Ontology annotation, molecular function: DNA-binding transcription factor activity, RNA polymerase II-specific; RNA polymerase II cis-regulatory region sequence-specific DNA binding. The record is from RefSeq and is a predicted model, not a curated record. NCBI's taxonomy places the organism in Eukaryota, Fungi, Ascomycota, Sordariomycetes, Magnaporthales, Pyriculariaceae. Gene Ontology annotation, biological process: regulation of transcription by RNA polymerase II. The transcript is spliced from 2 exons. The coding region runs from base 1 to 1641 and encodes 546 amino acids.